Penicillium angulare is the source of this 708-nucleotide messenger RNA. Its product is annotated as glutathione S-transferase family protein. Lineage: Eukaryota; Fungi; Ascomycota; Eurotiomycetes; Eurotiales; Aspergillaceae. The transcript has 3 exons. The coding region runs from base 1 to 708 and encodes 235 amino acids. The record is from RefSeq and is a predicted model, not a curated record.
AUGUCCGACAUCACUUUGUACAGCUGGCCGACCCCAAACGGCAUCAAAGCCUCUAUUGCCCUCGAGGAGCUAGGUCUCCCGUACAAAACUGUGCCCAUGAACAUCGGUACAAACAUUCAGAAGGAGGACUGGUUCUUGAAGAUCAACCCCAAUGGGCGCAUCCCUGCAAUCACCGACGGGUCCCAGCGCGUAUUUGAGAGCGGCUCAAUUCUGCUCUAUCUAGCUGAUAAAUAUGACACCGACCGUAAAAUAAGCUACGCGCCUGGUACCCCUGAGUACAUUGAGCAGCUUUCCUGGAUCAUGUUCCAGACUGGUGGAAUUGGACCCAUGCAAGGCCAAGCUAACCAUUUCCGCCUAUUUGCCAAUACGCGUUCUGAUUAUGGUAUCAAGCGGUACAUAGACGAGACGAAGCGUCUGUUUUCUGUUCUUGAAAUUAGGCUGAAGGAGAGCCCGUGGCUUGCUGGUGAUAAGUACACAAUCGCAGAUAUUGCGAAUUACUCUUGGGUGCAAAUGGCUCCCGGUGCAUUGGAGAUCGACUUGGCGGAGUUCCCAGCUGUAAAGAAGUGGGUUGAGGAGAUUAAGAAGCGAGGGGCAGCGCAGAAGGGUGCGAACAUUCCUGAUAGUGGCCGGACGGAAGAGGCCAGACUCGAAGGGUUCAAAAAUGCUCGUGCUAAAAUUGAUGCUAUGAAAAACACCGAUCUGCACUGA